Messenger RNA from Zymoseptoria tritici IPO323, 1410 nucleotides. RefSeq lists its product as uncharacterized. NCBI's taxonomy places the organism in Eukaryota, Fungi, Ascomycota, Dothideomycetes, Mycosphaerellales, Mycosphaerellaceae. Bases 1 to 1410 code for a protein of 469 amino acids. The record is from RefSeq and is a predicted model, not a curated record. The transcript has a single exon.
AUGAACGCAUUUGACUCUCGACAGUCUCUGGCCUACAACGACGACUUCAGCACCAUUGUACAACGACCUGCUUCCUUUCUGUCAUCGAUCAACACCUUGUCAGCAUUUGCGCCCAUCGACUUGUAUCUCUCGAUAUACCCAUACUCAACAAGUUAUACUCCAAACACUCACCGCAAGACUCGAAUCGAUCCCUCCAACAGCGCAAUCAACUCAGCUUCCUUUCUCCCGAACAAGCCUUCGAUCAACAGCACCAUGCCGGGCAAGCACUACCCCGAUCCUUCAAAGCCGCAGAAGAAGCAGCCAAAGCGCGCACCUCCGACGCCUGCACCACCGACCAGGACAAAUGCUUCCGCCAUCGACGAUCAAAGCACGGAAGAGCCAUCGAGAGUCAUGCGGAACGAUACCACAGUCACUCGCCCGCAACACCUGACGCCGCGGCAAGAUGUUCGAGCACAGCAAGCGCAAGGCGCUGCGCAUGAGCGAGAAGAGGGCUCGCAGUUGAGACGUCGUUAUGCCGGAUGGCGCGCCGCGCAAGAGCAGGGAGAGAACGUGGUCGCUGCGGGAGCGAACGAGUUUGAGCAGUUGCUCAACGUUCAAGGCGCGCAAGACGAGGGAGAAGUGCAGGAGGCAGAGGAGAUGCAGGUCGAGCAAGAGCAGCGUGAACGUCCUCCGCGGCGCAAGAAUUCAGGCGCGCUGACGCGUCAGAGGAGAGAGAGGGCGAUUGCGAGGAGGGCUGAAGCCGCUCGCCAACAACAGGAAGAAGCAGAGCAAUGGACGGCACAACAGACCGCCAAUCUUCCGUUGACUGAGAGAGAUGUGCUGGGCCGUGAGGACGAUGAAGGUAGACCUCAGCGGUCUGGCCAGCGAAUUCGGACGAGGGCGGAGCGUAAAGAGCAACGCGAUCGGAAGACAGAGAAGCGCAGGUUGGAGAAGCUGAAGCGACGUGCGGAGGAACAGGUCCGUUUCGAAGCUCGCAUUGCUGCAGAAGGAGAGACGUUCCUCAUGGACGAAACGGCGGCAGUGGCUCGCCAGCAAGCUUUUGCAUCAACCCGGCAGCCGGCAACACCGCGAUACGCAGGCCAGCUUGGACGACAGCACGGCGAGAUGAAUUGGUCAACGUUUGGGCCCGGGAAUCAGAGACAGCCAUUCCGAGUCGACAACUUCGUGCGAGGCGGCAUUCCGCCCGCGUCGUCCGGAGGUCGACAGCUGCGGCGCGAUCAAGACUUCAACCGCCAAUAUGCUCCACCUCCUCCUCCUCCUCCUCGCGGCAACGGCCCAAGCCAGUACGGCGAGCAAGCGUUCGCGGCAUUGCGGGCUCAGCAUGCGGACCAAGCGAACAAUGCGGCUGCGGUUGCUUCAGGACGUCGUUCAGGCGGCGAGAGCUUGGAGCGUCGAGAUCAAGACAAGUAG